Molecule: messenger RNA, 1632 nt
Organism: Amphimedon queenslandica
Lineage: Eukaryota; Metazoa; Porifera; Demospongiae; Haplosclerida; Niphatidae
Product: probable dolichyl pyrophosphate Glc1Man9GlcNAc2 alpha-1,3-glucosyltransferase
Exons: 13
Coding region: 32-1597 (521 amino acids)
Biological process (GO): protein N-linked glycosylation; dolichol-linked oligosaccharide biosynthetic process
Cellular component (GO): endoplasmic reticulum membrane
Molecular function (GO): dolichyl pyrophosphate Glc1Man9GlcNAc2 alpha-1,3-glucosyltransferase activity
Source: RefSeq, a predicted model, not a curated record
ACGAGUAGGCGUGGCUAAUUUUUAAUUGAAAAUGGAUGUAGCUCUUAUUGUCUUCAUUCUUGCUGCUACCUUUAAAAUAUUAUUAUUUCCUGCAUAUAAAUCAACUGAUUUUGAAGUACAUAGAAACUGGUUGGCCAUUACUCACUCUCUCCCUGUAUCACAGUGGUAUUAUGAAGCUACUUCAGAAUGGACACUGGACUAUCCUCCUUUUUUUGCUUGGUUUGAGGCAAUACUCUCACAGGUUGCUGGUCUUAUUGAUCCAACCAUUGUCAACAUUAAUAAUUUAUAUUACAAUAACUUCACUGUUGUGUGGUUUCAAAGGAGUACUGUCAUUAUCACUGAGCUUGCACUUUGCUAUGCUAUAAUGGAGUACUGUAGAGUACGUGAAGGUUUCACGAGAGGUCAAACACAAGUUAUGAAGUUUGUGCUCAGUUUCCAACUGCUAGCAAACUUUGGACUAGUGAUAAUUGACCAUAUUCAUUUUCAAUAUAAUGGAUUUUUAUUUGGAGUUCUUCUGCUUUCGAUUACAAGGAUAAUUGAGGGCAGACAUCUUGAGGGUGCUAUCUGGUUUUCUAUUCUACUCAAUCUAAAGCACAUAUUCUUAUACAUAUCUCCAGCAUAUUUCAUUUAUCUAUUGAAGCACUAUUGCUUUACAAAGUCUGAUGACCAGCACAAAAAAGUUGAGACUCCUUUGUUACGUCAGUUCAGAGUUGACAGGUUUCUACUGUUAGGCACUCUUAUCUUAACAGUAUUUAUAUUGUCAUUUGGACCAUUUGUUACUAUGGGUCAGUUAGGUCAAGUGUUGAGCAGGUUGUUUCCAUUCAAGAGAGGAUUGUGUCAUGCAUAUUGGGCCCCAAACUUCUGGGCACUGUAUAAUGUGAUUGACAAGACACUUGCUAUAAUAGCCACUAGAUUAGGUUAUACUCUGUCCAUUACUGGUAGCAUGACAAGUGGUUUAGUUGGUGAAAUGUCUCAUCAAGUCCUACCAUCAGUUCCACCAAUAGUAACACUAAUAUUGACACUCCUAACAAUGAUCCCUCCACUGCUCAAGUUGUGGUUCUCUAAAUCCUCCAGUCAAGAUUUCAUUAAAGUGAUUGUGUUGUGUGCCUACUCAUCUUUCUUGUUUGGUUGGCAUGUGCAUGAGAAAGCAGUUCUAAUGAUAACAAUACCAAUGAGUUUGCUGGCAUUAGAGGACAAGAAAUUCACAAGGAUAUAUCUACUACUAUCAGCUAUUGGUCACAUCUCACUUUUCCCUUUGCUUUAUACUGCAGCAGAGACGCUAAUCAAAGUCUGUUUGUAUGCUUUAUUCACAAUCAGCUCAUUCUUUGCCCUUCCAAUGUUAACCCUUGAUAAUGCAAAAGAAGACAAGAAAAAGACAAGUAAACCUAAUCCUACACGCUCCUGGCUCUUGUCAUUUCCUGCCCUAACCACUACUGAUAGUUUAUUACUAUCAAUUGUAUUGCUAUUUCAGAUAUUUUGUUUGUGUGGGUCUUUUGUAAAAUUUCCUUUUCUUCCUCUUCUCCUUACAUCAGUGACAUGUUCUGUUGGAAUUCAUUGGACAUGGAUAAUGACAUUGUAUACCUAUUUGUUUAACUAAUGAAAUGAAAUACAAUGGUAUAAUUUGUAAGGCAA